Messenger RNA from Cynocephalus volans (Philippine flying lemur), 5306 nucleotides. RefSeq names its product CRK like proto-oncogene, adaptor protein (gene CRKL). The coding region runs from base 489 to 1400 and encodes 303 amino acids. The transcript is spliced from 3 exons. Lineage: Eukaryota; Metazoa; Chordata; Mammalia; Dermoptera; Cynocephalidae. Gene Ontology annotation, biological process: cell migration; positive regulation of ERK1 and ERK2 cascade; signal transduction. Gene Ontology annotation, molecular function: receptor tyrosine kinase binding; signaling adaptor activity. The record is from RefSeq and is a predicted model, not a curated record.
GGGGAGGUGGCCGGCUGCUUCUCCCGCGUCCGCCAUUUUGUUGCUGUGGCUAUUGGGAACUGGCUGGGCAAAAUCGUCCCAGAGGCGCAACACUUCUUGGAUCCGGUGCUUCGUGUGACGGCGAGAGUCGGUGCAGGCCCGUGGGACUGCGGAGCCGGCGCGUUCCAGGCCGGGAGUCACUGGAGGCACCCCCGGUACUCCAGACAGCCCGAAAGCCCCGGGGCGGCCACCGCUGCGGCCCGGCGUCGCCCGCCCCGACCCCUGGGCUCUGCCCCGCAUCCCCGGGCCGGCUCUCUCUGUGAGGCGGCUCCGGAGCAAGGGGGCGGCGGCGAAGGAUGCUGCGGGCCCAGAGCUGAGAGGAAGGUGCUGGCCCGGCCCUCUAAGCGCGCACUGAGGUGUACCUAGAGGCCCUUUUUCGGCCCCACAGCAGUCUGACGGGCAAAGGCUUCCAGAGCAGGCGAGAGCAGUCGCUGCUCCACCACGGCAUCAUGUCCUCUGCCAGGUUCGACUCUUCAGACCGCUCCUCCUGGUACAUGGGGCCGGUGUCUCGCCAGGAGGCGCAGACCCGGCUCCAGGGCCAGCGCCACGGCGUGUUCCUAGUCCGUGACUCUUCCACCUGCCCCGGGGACUAUGUGCUGUCGGUGUCCGAGAACUCGCGGGUCUCCCACUACAUCAUCAACUCGCUGCCCAACCGCCGUUUUAAGAUCGGGGACCAGGAGUUUGACCAUUUGCCGGCCCUGCUGGAGUUCUACAAGAUCCACUACCUGGACACCACCACCCUAAUCGAGCCCGCGCCCAGGUAUCCAAACCCACCAAUGGGAUCUGUCUCAGCACCUAACCUGCCCACAGCAGAAGAAAAUCUGGAAUAUGUACGGACUCUCUAUGAUUUUCCUGGGAAUGAUGCUGAAGACUUGCCCUUUAAAAAGGGUGAGAUCCUGGUGAUAAUAGAGAAGCCUGAAGAACAGUGGUGGAGUGCCCGGAACAAGGAUGGCCGUGUUGGGAUGAUUCCUGUCCCUUAUGUUGAAAAGCUUGUGAGAUCCUCACCACAUGGAAAGCAUGGAAAUAGGAAUUCCAACAGUUAUGGGAUCCCUGAACCUGCUCAUGCAUAUGCUCAACCUCAGACCACAACUCCUCUACCUGCAGUUUCCAGUACUCCUGGGGCAGCGAUCAAUCCUUUGCCAUCUACACAGAAUGGACCUGUCUUUGCAAAAGCAAUCCAGAAAAGAGUGCCCUGUGCUUAUGACAAGACUGCCUUGGCAUUAGAGGUUGGUGACAUUGUGAAAGUCACAAGGAUGAACAUAAAUGGCCAGUGGGAAGGCGAGGUGAAUGGGCGUAAAGGGCUUUUCCCCUUUACACACGUCAAAAUCAUUGACCCUCAAAACCCAGAAGAAAACGAGUGAUUGCUGUUGCCCUGCUUCCUGCUGCUUUGUUGUUCUGCCUGUCAUAGUCUCCUUUGAAGUGGGAAAGCAUUCUCUCUCAUAGGCAAGUUACACUGCAUUGCCGACGUCCAGCUUUCUGCAGACUGGCAGUCUCUCAUACACAUUUGGAAUGCACACAGUGGCUGCCUCAUGGCAUUUGUAUCAUAGUCGUAUUGUCAAAGAAUAGCCGAUUUUAGAAUUCUUUUGCAUCAUAAACUGGAAAUACUAGUGGAAGCACACAAGUGGAGAGAAGUUGACAAGGAAAGGGUCUUCCUUCUCAUUGCCCUGUUUGUACUUGGGACUGAUUCUGUCAUGUUCGUCAGAGAAAGCUUGAGGCUGUGGUGAAAUAGUGCACAUUGCUAUUCCACAAAGCAGUGACUUAGCUGCCAUCUUGUUUUUCUUUGGACAAUAGAGGAAAUGAACCUUAAGGAAGAGACAAUUCUAAACCCCCCACCCCAAAUAUAGUUUUUCUUUUGGUUUGGUUUGGUUUGGUUUUGGAAGACUAAUUAGACUUGUGUGUUCUGAACAGGAUUUUAAGUAGCAGGUUGGAUUUUUGUGAUAGUCCAAGGAAUGACGCCUGCCUCUGAGCUUCUAAACUGGAGCCUUUGUAACUAAAGGAAUAUGAAAAGAACCCCGAAGCAGAGGCCUCUACUGUCUUGGUUGCCAGUAGUUCCUUGUUUUGCCAUAUAGCAAACAACACAAAAGAAGUCAGCAGUCGUGUGCACAGCCUCUUGGAUUACUUUGUCUCCAGAAGCAUCAGAGUGGGGGUGCUUUAGGGAAACCUUUGCUUGCUUGCUUUGCCAGUGACAGGAUCAGGGGUGGGGGAGUGGUGGAGCACUUGGCCAAUUUUCUGUCCAGCUUUUCAGUGAAUGUACCCUUUAAGGUACAGGACUUAAAUUUUUUAAAAAGUGAGGUUCUUCAUAGAAUCAUUGGAUUUAUUAAUGAAUCAUUAAAUCAAAUCAUUAAAUUAUACUCACCGAAGCCCAGUCCUCCCUGCCCCCAGCCCAACCUUACCAGGCUGUCAGAGAGAGAUAGUGCUGCUAAUACUGGUUCCACAGUCUUAAGGGUCUGUGAUGCUCCCAAGCAAAGGAAAUGCAAACUCUGGAAAUUGGUUAAUGAGUUUGUCGAGUGCUUUAGUAACUGGGGAGAACCAUUAAACAAUUUACCAUUAACUCAGUGUGUUGAUGUUAAAGCUUUUUCCUUUUAGUUAAAAGAGGUCUGUUCAUACAAGCCAGCUGGUACCAAUGUGUGUGACCUAUCCCUCAUCUGUUGCACGCAGCAGACUAGAAUUCUGGAAUCUUUUUUUUUUUUUUUUUGUCUUUUUGUGACCAGCCGCACUGCACUCAGCCAGUGAGCAGCGCACCGGCAAUCCUUAUAUAGGAUCCGAACCCGAGGGCGGGAGCACUGCUGCGCUCCCAGCGCCGCACUCUCCCAAGUGCGCCACAGGGUCGGCCCUAGAAUUCUGGAAUCUUUAUUCAGUUCAGUCUGCUCUCCCUUCUGGGCCCUGGUGAAGACGAGCCUCAGCUCAGAAUGCAUACAGCAGAUCUAGAAAUAUAGCAACAACCUAAUGAGUAACUGUGUCAUUUACUGAGCAUCUGCUGUAACUAUGGCCCUGUCUGUGGAGAUUCUUAGAUUUUGGGCUUAGAGCAAUAUAUUCUGGUGACAGAACCAGUGAAACAACCAUUUUUCUUUUCUUCUUUUUCCAAUUUUUCUUUAAAUCAGUAUUCCAUCAGGCAGGUAACUGCCAUAUUAAAGAAUCUUGAGGGCCGAGCCCGUGGCGCACUCGGUAGAGUGCUGCGCUGGGAGCGCGGCGACGCUCCCGCCGCGGGUUCGGAUCCUAUAUAGGAAUGACCGGUGCACUCACUGGCUGAGUGCCGGUCACGAAAAAACGACCAAAAAAAAAAAAAAAAAAAAAAAAAGAAUCUUGAGAGUGUUCUUGUGAAAAAAUUAAUGGUCAGUUGGGAAAAAUAUCAACAUGGUUGUCCAUCUUCCUAACCAGUGAGAAUUGUGGCCACCUCCUGCUCUGAAGUUUGUCCGUUGCAGUUACCUUUUCUGUUUAGGUCUGUUUGGUCAGCUUGUUCUGAGUUCAGGCCCAGCCUAGCACCCACAAGUGGUGGGCAUGUGAUAGAGUCCCCAAACUCUGCCCUGAAACAGCACUUGCUUUUCUGCCGGUGAUCCAGUUCAGCCUUACCCUUGUUGGCACCUGCACUUGAGUGAGGAGUUGAGCAUAAGGUGGAAUGUGUGCCUUGUUCAAAGAGAGCACAAACCCUAAGGCCUUUUAAAACCAGAUUUAAAAAAAAUGAAAAAACAUUUAGCUGAAGGGCUCCACCUUUUAAUUUGAUAGGGUUGGCUCAGAGCAAAAGAAGUAUGUGGCUGUUUUGGAAAGCAAGGUUUCUUUUCAGCCAUGUCACUGAGCAAUAGCAAGACCCACCUUGUGUGCAGCACUUGAGAAUCAAAACACCCCAUAAGCCUAGGGUUUGGCUUCGUAAUGAACCAGCUUAUUACUUUAGCCUAGGUAAAUGUCUCCAGGGCUGCCCAGGAGAUUCAGUGCUCAAAAUAAAGUGAACCUUGAGUUCUGAACUUUCAAGAAAUGUGCCAAAAGUAGUAACUUUUUGACUUGGAACCUUAUUAGUUUUUUAAUGGGGCAGGGCACUUCUCUUUUUCACACUAAAUAUGUGAAAAGCAGCACCCCUGCCUCAGCUUCAUGCCUGGGUUCCCCACUGGUCUGGGAAGACAUUUGUGCUUCAUAGAGCAAUGCAUAUCUGACCCAGAUGGUUUCUUUUUAUGAUUGUUCAUUACUGCUACUUGAUGUGUUCUACUGUGUUAAGAAAAUAUUUGGAUGUUAAAUUAACUCAUUAUGGUUUUUCACCUGGGAAGGAAACAAAUUAUGUACUAGAGGGCAUUUACAGUUUCAUUAAAAACUUGUUUAUCCUGGGAAGGACCUCCAAUACAGGUAUUGCCCUGUCAUGUCUGUGCUGUAUUACCACCUGAUGACAUGGUUGACGAAGAGGAGGAUGCAUUGACUGGCUGCCAUUUGAUGACUUUGGUCACCCAAGCUAAACAUCUUCUGUGCUCAUGGUUGGAAAACUGAAAGGAGGGAAGGACAGCUUACACCCUCCUUGGAGCUCACGCAUCCCUGUCACUGUGCUAGCUUUCCUUUACAGCUGUUUACAGACAAGGCGGGCCUGAGACAGAUGGCCACUGCUCUUGUAAUGUUUGCUCAGAGGAAUAUGAACAUUUUUUUUUUUUUUUUGAAAAGGGAUGACAUGGUUUUGUGCCAGGUGUUUAUAAUUUAACCCUUUAAUAUUAUGUUCAUUAACCUCUUAAAAUGAACGAAUUAUUGAUUGUCUUAACACAGUACCUAAGACUAAUGCUUUUCUGUGGACACCACUGAGCUCUGCCUCAAACUCCACCCUCUGGGACCAGAGAACUAUGUCCCUGGUAACUGCUGUCAGUGUGGACACUGAGCUGGUUGUAUAUUCUAAAGGAAUGGAAGGACAGUUCUCUGAGACAGGAUUGUUGUCCCUACAGGAGGAACAGUGGCCUUGCUUCUAGACGGUCUUCACUGUGUGUUUUAAAACAACAACAACAUAAAACUCUUUUGACCUAUAACUUAAAGAUCAUAAACUUCAGGCAAUAAUAUUUUCUGUGUAAGCUUUUAAAAUUAUUUUUGGGGAUCAUAGCUUGUUUUAUUUUGUGCUAUAAAAUUAACAGUAUUAAAUGACUUAUAUUCUUAGAACACAUCGAGUGUCUUUUCUUAACAGAUUAGUGCCUUUUUAUUUUUGUAUUCCAUUUUACGUUACUGGUCCCAGCAUCAAAACCCUUGUUUCCAUGGCCUGUUUGUACAUUGUCUCAAUAAAACUUGCAUCAGCUGGUGGUGGCGGUGGC